Molecule: messenger RNA, 1430 nt
Organism: Zophobas morio
Lineage: Eukaryota; Metazoa; Arthropoda; Insecta; Coleoptera; Tenebrionidae
Exons: 2
Coding region: 784-1272 (162 amino acids)
Source: RefSeq, a predicted model, not a curated record
UUUUUUUUAAUAAUUGUAGGUUUUUGUUGUAAACUGGAUAAAAUACUUUCAGAUAGGCUAUCAAUAUAUCGAGCUGCAGUGGAUCUUAGCAGCACGAAGUUGCCCUUUUGAAAAACGACCAGCCCUUUUUAUCGUAAGCACCAAAAACCCCGGAUUCUGGAGUCAUUCUCAAAUAAGUUACUCAUCAAAAUCAUCUAUACUUUCCACGGCCCUGCAAAUUCAUACUUUUGGUUUCUUGUCUAGGCGGUGUUUCAAGCAUUAAGUUAGAAUACAUUUAUUUGCCAAAUAUGGGCUUCUUUAUUCCGAUCAGUGAUUAGAACAAUCACUUUUGAAAAGUAAUUCAUUACAAUUACAAAUUACUUUUAAAAAUUAAUGUAUUACUUUAGACAAGAUGCGAAUUAUUAGUCCCAAAACCCCACAGGAGUUCAACAUAACACAUUUUCUAAAAACUGCGAAAUAAAAAUAUCUCAACCUUAAACGAAAUGUAUCUCUGUUUUCCACCAAGUAUAAAGAAAACCACAAAAAAACAAAUUUUGCACAAUACAAACGUUAUCAAAAUUUAUCAAAUGUUAAAAACACACUGGAACAACAAAAAUUAACCACAAUCAAAUAUUGCUACCACCAUGUAUAAGUAGCGUAUAAAUAUCAACAAAAUAUUUGUAGUUUCGCGGAAAUUCCACAUCAAUUUUGCCGCUCUUGCCAAAGAAGAAACCAACUUAUACGUUUUCUGCUAUUUAAACUGAAUUCCAAGGGUCUUUCAUGUAGUAUCAAAAGAACUUCGUCAUGGCCGACUGCACAUGGCUCGUUUGCCACCCCCUCGGCGAACACAUAACCCCCUGUAUCUUGGUAAAGCAAAACACGCAGUGGUACCCAGAAAACCGUAACUCCAUCGUCAUAGUGAACCCUGCAUCUUCGCUUGUUCUCGACGCUAGCCAGUACAAAACGCAACUCCAAGAAUACACACGGAGUCCGCUUCAGCUAUGGCGCUUUGAGCGUACUGAGACGGACACCUUCUUGAUAAAGAAUGUUGGUAAUCAGAGAUAUUUGCAAGUAGAGGGCGAGGGCACAAAUGGUAGUGCAAUACUUACUGACGUAAAAAAUGGGGGACCGAGUCAGCAGUGGCAGUACCAUCACACUGACCAGACGAUAACAAAUUCAGCCAGUGGUAGAGCGUUAGAUGUACUAGCGUUUAAUUUUACUGCAGGGGCUGGGAUAAUAAUUUAUGAUAAACAUGCUGGAACUAAUCAGAGGUUUUCUCUGCAAUAUAAAUAGGCUGAUUAAAGACAAAGCACAAAUUCCAACUACGAUAUAUGGAAACAGUUGUAUUUUUACAGUUUACAAAAAUUUUAUCCAAUAAGUAUAGCGUUGUAUUUGGUUUUAUUUAAAUGUCAAGAUUCAAACAAAUAAAUAGUUAUUGUAUAAUUUUGAAA